Corticium candelabrum is the source of this 1941-nucleotide messenger RNA. Its product is annotated as solute carrier family 15 member 4-like. The record is from RefSeq and is a predicted model, not a curated record. The transcript has a single exon. The coding region runs from base 19 to 1764 and encodes 581 amino acids. Gene Ontology annotation, molecular function: transmembrane transporter activity. Lineage: Eukaryota; Metazoa; Porifera; Homoscleromorpha; Homosclerophorida; Plakinidae. Gene Ontology annotation, cellular component: membrane. Gene Ontology annotation, biological process: transmembrane transport.
UUCAACGUGUGGUAGAACAUGGGUUGGAAGAAGACAGAGGCUUUGCUCUCUACGCCUCUGUUGCUGCAGUCUUUCAAGAGGUGGAUGACAUCAGGAAAGAAAGCUGUAUUUCGACUGCUUAUAGUCAUCAUGCUCGAACGUACAGCGUUCUACUGUAUUAUGAUGACCUCCUCCAUCUAUUGCACGAACUACCUUCAUUUUCCAACAUGGGCAACUUUCCUCCUGAACCUUCAUCUGAUGGCAUCGGUCUAUCUCUUUGCUCCUGCGUUUGGCUGGUUGUCAGAUCGCAAGUUCGGGUACAUUCCCGUCCUCUCCACGUCGUUUGUCAUGUACUUGGUUGGAGUAAUUCCUAUAGCCUACACUGCAACUGCGGCAAGUCGACAGCACGGUACCGAGCUUGGGUAUUUGAAAGCACUCUACGUUGUAGGGUUGACAAUUGUCGUACUGUGUGCAUCAGCAGUCAGAGCGACUCUGUUGCCUUACAUGUUGGAGCAGUUGGGAGACGGCAGUGAAUCUCGCAGUGUCAUAGCAGGAGUAAUUGCAGCCAGUUACACUAGCGUCAACAUUGGAGCCUUUGCAGCAGGCGUGGGAGGGGGAUAUCUGUGGCAACAGGCGGGCAUUUGCAGGAAAUCCAAUUAUACGGGAUUCUUUUGGACAUACCUGUUGGCCGUCAGUUGCCUUGUUGUAGCCGUUCUUGUCCUAAUCAUCUGGAGAAAGCAAUACAGAUCACACACAGUUCAAAGAACAGCUGAAUAUACACCAAGCUUUAGAGACAUUCUAGCUACAGGAUGUGGCUGCUAUAGAUCUGAUCCUGAACCACUCUACUAUGAUCAUAAAGAACUACCCAUCAAGACUAAGGAAGAAGAAACCAAAGACAGGUUGGAUGAACACCGCAAACGGCUAGGAGUUCUUGUACCUGUGCUGUCUACUCUCAUUCUUUACUACACAGUUCAAGGACAGUUAGUGGAUGGCUUUAAAGAUCAAACUGUCCACAUGAAUUUUUUCUAUGAUCAACAGAAUGGGACAAUACUGAACAAAAGCAACAACCUGCUUUCAAACUACUGUACAGUAAAUAGCACCAACAACGAGUAUCUCAUUCCACCAACAGUUUUGAAUGGCUUUGACGCUUUAGUAAUCAUCCUAACAAUUCCAGUGGUUUGGUGGUUCAUUCCAUCGAUGUACGUAAGAUGGGGACAAUAUGAAUUGACUAUGUUGGACAGAAUAUCUAUAGGAAUGAUACUGACAAUGCUGGGAUGCAUUGCUACUGUUGGUGUAGAAGUGAGCCGCAUUCAUGCCGCACAAUUAAAUUACAUCUGCCUAAAGAUGGACCAAACCGCCUUCAUUAUUGUAUAUUCAACAUUGUCACCAUUCACACAAAUACCUCAACAUCUUCUAGUUGGAAUUGGUGAGGGAUUUACUGGCAUCGCAGCAAGAGAAUUUGUGUUAUCAAGAGCACCACGAGAAUUUCGAUGCACUGCAUAUGGAUUGAUCUACUUGGCAAAUGGGCUAGCAUUGUAUUUGGGAGGACUACUGCUGUUUGUCAUGAAACACCUCCACUACUACUACUCAGACAUUAGCCCAGCCUACGCAGUAACAAUCGGCUCAAUAGUUGAAGCAGAAAAGUCUUCUAGAACCUGGGUGUACUACAUCGUUUUGACAGCAGUUAUGAUGGUGGGCUGGUGUGUUUUUUCUUUGAUAAAGAGAAGACAUAAAGACGUUCUUCGAAUAGCAAGAGCCCAUAUAUAUGGUGCAAUGAACCUGUAGUAGUCUACAUGAUCAUUUCAUGGUAAUAGCUGAGUCAGUGUGUGGGACAUUCUAUUCAGUUAGUUCUUCUUCAACGGAAGUGAGUUACACAAGAUAUGAAAUUGAGUAGUUUCAAUAAAUUAGCAAGAUGUAAAAUCCGUCAAGUUGAUUUAAAAUUGAAAUUAAGAUUGCAUUCUA